Messenger RNA from Folsomia candida, 6103 nucleotides. RefSeq lists its product as uncharacterized. The record is from RefSeq and is a predicted model, not a curated record. The coding region runs from base 194 to 5572 and encodes 1792 amino acids. Lineage: Eukaryota; Metazoa; Arthropoda; Collembola; Entomobryomorpha; Isotomidae. The transcript is spliced from 13 exons. Gene Ontology annotation, molecular function: poly(A) RNA polymerase activity.
CUUUGCACUGCUUUACGAAAAAGACAGCAGUCAAAACUGAGGAGGAUAAAUUUAUUAUUUGUAAGAAUUGUUGGAAUCAAUUAUUAAUAACUAUUCAAAUCAAUUUUGUUUGUGGGAGCUUGUGAAUUACUAAAUUCAGCAUGUGGAAAGGUCAGUGACUUUCCUUAGUCACAGGGAAAACUACAAGGGCAAAAUGUACACGUGCACUUUCUGUGUGGCUGCCAAAGCAGGAACUAGUGCGGCCCUGACGUUUCCCUCUGACACGACUUGGCUCGAACAUCUCAUUUCGCCAGAACAUGGAGACGUUCAGCGAACCCAAGGAGCCAAGAAAUCGAUGGCGCAGUGGGACGAUAAUCGAACGGUGGUCGCUACUGGUACCCUGGGUUUGAAGGCGAGAUCGCUAAUUAAUUACUUUAUUGGAUUUGGAGAUCUGCAAAAUUUUUAUUAUGUACACAAAGAAGAUGGAAAGUCGCAGUACUGCAAGGUGUUAAUGGUUGAAGAAAAGUCUGCAAAAAUAAUUCAUAAGGCUGGAAAUCAUACAAUUGGAAAUAUCACAUUCCAGACAAGAAUACAAAACAAACCUGCAGCUAAAGCACCACCGCUGCCGCCGCCACCACCGCAAUCAAAGCUUGAUAUGCACCCUUUUCUAUCGGCCACUGAAAUUGCAUCCACGUCGACGACAUCAGAUUCCGUUCCAACUUCAAUCGCAUCCACAAUUUCAUCUUCCAAAUCUACCCGAGUGAGUGCUAGGUUUCGAAAACUUUAUGCGACUUCUGAGGGCGGAUUUUUUAAAGAAGCUGGAUAUCGCUGUCAAAUUUGUGAGCUGGAUGUGGGGCGAGGGGAAGAACAAUGGGUUCAACACUUAAUUUCAGAAAAACAUCAAGAUGUUCACAGACAGAAUCAGCACUUGCGGAAAGUGUUGUGGGAUUUGGACAAGAAAUUAAUGAUUACCCAAACGAAAGGAUUAAAAUCAGUUCAUAUUCUAAGAUAUGUGACUGCACAUGGAGGUCCUGUGAUAGAUUUCAGUUAUCUGGCAAAGUCUAAGAACGAUGGAGACAUUAAUGUUUGUUACACGUUGUUUGCAACCAAGGCAGCAGCUGAAAAAUUGGUAAUGCCAGCCGGUACUCAUUGCAUUGGUCCGCAAAGGAAGAAUGUUCUCAUGUCCCUGAUUGACGACAAGACAAAGUUAAAGUGGCGGAAGUGGAAAGACAAACUUCUCAAUAGUACUGAGGAGUGCGAUUUGAAUACUGAAGAUGAUGAUGGAGAUAACAGUGAAGAAAUUAUAGCUGAAUCUGAAAAUAAGGCUAAUGAUAAUGGUGAGACAGAGACUUUUCCCAAAGAAGAAGAGGAGAUGAAUAUUCAAAUUGUAUCAGUUACAACCCUAGUGCCUAUCAAGAUAACGGAAGAGAAAUCAUCAAUUGCAUCGUCUGGAGAAAAUCAUUUUAGUAGUUUUAAAGGCUUGUCCCUUGAAGCACAGUUGGAACAAUGUCGCACAACCUUUGGUUGGAGUCCGACCUUUUCAAAUGAAGCUAUACAAUUUGUAAAUCAAACUGUAGGGAAGCUAAAUCUAAAGCAGAAAAAGAUCCCAUUUGGUGACCUUACAACAGGCCUUGGAUUACAAAAGUUGUCUGCUUUGCAGCUUCUUGUCGAUGUUCAAGAACUGCUUGAAUCCAACCCAAAUUCUGCAGAUUCCAUGAUCUCAUCAAUCAUAAAAAGUUCUACUCAAGCACUUUCUUCAUUGAAAGAAAAACAUACAACGGAACAUCCAAUACUCAAGGUAUCGACAGCAGAUUCUACGGAAAUCUGUAUAAAUUCUGUAAUUGCGGGCAAAGCAACCAACUUGAAACUACGUUUUUCGAAUUCUCUUCCUUCCCACGAAUGCAACUUAUUUAAGUUGUACUGCAACCUGGACCCACGUAUACUUCCAAUGAGUUUCGUGAUUGCAUUAUGGGCUACAUCUAACAACUUCCUACAAGAUUUCAAACAAUCAUAUCCCAAUCAAGUCAUUAUACUGUUGAUCAUGGGUUUUCUGCAAAAAAAAAAAGUUUUACCAACAGUACAGAAACUUCAAGAAAUCGUUUCAGAUUCAGAAUCUCAAAAGUUUGUCAACGGAAACAAUGUUACAUUUUGUACGGAUGUUGACACUAUUAAAAAAUUGCACCCCAACCCCCUGGAGGACAUUUUAAAGGAUGAUACUAUCAGAGCCAUGAGUGUGAUUGGUCUAGUUAAAGAUUGGUUUCAAUUAUUUGCAAAUGCAGAUUUGAAGGAAAAUACAAUUUGUACAAGAUUCGGUUACCUGAUCCCAAAAAAAGACUUCCAGCCACAUUCUGUAGGAAAUUUGCCUGGUGACUUGUGCCGAGUGUACAGAUUUGGAAUGAGUAAUGAUCGGUCUUCAAACAUGGCAUCGGCGAUUGAAUCUGUCAGCACAAAAAAAUUUAUUUGCUCUCAGACUCCACUAUGCAUUCAACAUCCUUUCGACCUCACUCUGAAUUGCAGCCGUGGAGUGACUCCAGGUGAGGUAACAAAGUUCCAGAACGGGUGCAAAGAAGCCGUCACGAUAUUAUCGAAUUUGCUCACGUCCGACCAACCAGAUUUGACAGAGUUUCUGAUAAAAACAAUUCCCCUCAACGGGCCCACAACCAGUGUGAUUCCUGGCGAAGUUUGUAUUGAUUCUCCAACUUUCAAGAUUCCAAAGAAAUCCAACGCUGUUGUUCCAAGUGCGAUAUCAAAUGUUACUGGCAACAAUCAGUCGUCCGCUCGCAAUUGUGAUGUAGUAGUUACUGCCUCUUCAUCCAAGACUUCUCCCGCUCAACUGAAAUCACGACCUGGAGCGUCAGACUUUUUUGACGAUGUCGGUAACAAUGAAGAUCAAAGUAACGAUGCUGACAUGAUUAGUGAAGAUGAUGAAUCAAAUGAUUCAAUCUUUAUAAAGGAUUGUACUGUAUUUUUAAAUUCGCCACUGUUCAACUACUGGGCACGAACAUUUUCCGGGACACGAGAUAUGCAGUAUCAAAAGCUUCAGCUUCUUAUUUUGCAACAUCUUUUGGAAUUUAAUCAAAAAUUUUGGACUAAUUGCCUGGGUCUAGUAAAUAUGCCAAAAAUAGGUCAGAAAUUUUGGGCGGAGGAAUACUCAAAAGUUAUUCAUGAUGGAAAGAUACGAAGCAAUCAAACCGUACUACAAAAAGUUAUGGCGAUUUCUGACAGCGAGAAAGAAAUUGAUUUGAGCUUCAGAGUCAAAUCCGACGGCCGGACGAUUCACAAGCUAUUUCUUGACGAAUAUAGUCAAUCACUUCGACCCAAGAUAUGGGCUUCAGGAAAAAGUCUUACUGAUUUUUCUCUUCUAUUGUACGAGGAGGUUCCUGAAGCUCGCCUGCAAGAAAUUAAAACUACAUCGUUCAUUGCUUGCAAUAAGCUUCAACCCGAGAUAUGUUACGAUUGUCGACUACUUGGUGAAAUUUCCAAAUCUUUUUCUAAAACUACUCCACUUGCUACCCUAACAAUGACUAGUGUAUCUCCUGGCAUUAACGUUGAAAGAGUUGAUGUGAUAAAGUCAGUAUAUAGAAAACUGGCCAUGUCUUACAUCAACAAAAUGGUUAAACGAUGGCUUUAUGAAUCCAAAGAUUUUGAUCAGCAGAAAGCCGACAAUUUUAUCAAAAGUAGAAAUGAAAAAUGGAACCAGAAAGCCAACAAAAAGAGAAAGCGUGAAGCAAAACUACAAGCUAAUAAAAAGGAAGACCGAUCUGUAGCACCAAAAAAUCCGAGCCAAAUUCCCAUUCAUAAUCCACGAGCAAAUAGUAAUAAUAGUAAAAAUCACAAUAAUACUGAUCGGAUUGCAACAGCGCAAGGACAAAGUUUUCACCCCCGGCUUGUCAGAACACCAACAAGUAACAAUGUACGUUCUGGUCUUCCGCCCCAUUUAAUGUCGUUGACGGUUAGACCAACAACUAAUAUGGCCAAGCCGCAGCAGUCCUACCACCAACAAGGACAAACUACUUGGGCUUCUGGUGGGGGUAGUGGAGUAGGAAAUCACCCUCAGUUUUCUCAACAACAUCCUUCUUCUUACGCCCGGCAGCCAAAUAUAUCAUAUGGGUCACCAGCAACAGCAUUGGGGCCAACUUUCAAUUAUGAACCACCUUAUCAAGAAAGAAUUGUGAGAAAUCCGGAACCUCAAGGUAUGAGAACGUUUAAUCCCCCUUCAGUUGCACACCACCACUACAACGAACAACCAAACCACCCUCGCAUUGCAACUCACUUACUUCCAAAUCCCCAAUUUAGUUCAUUUAAUCAAAUUAGUAUUGGAGGUAAUACUCAAUCCAUUCCAUUGCAGAACACCGAGAGUCUUUUGCCUCAUGGUAUCAACGCUACGCGUAUAGGAAUUGACCCUAGAAAUCAGCAAGUGAAUGAUUCAUAUCAUCAACAAAUCGAUUCUUCCAAUAGAAAUCGUGUCUAUCAAAACAUCGCCCAAAAUAUUCAAUAUACAUAUCGCCAACAACAGCUCCAUCAAGGCUACCCAAAUGAUGAUCCAUAUAAUGAUCAACAAGAUAAAUAUAAUCCUACACAUUUACGCCAAAAUCAACGUCAGAUUUAUGACCAACAGCCACUACCCCCUCUAAUUAAUGACAACCCACGCUUUGACGCCUUUAACAACCAGGACCACGAUCUCAGUCGUUUCCCAAAUCCAACUUUUGACUAUAAAGCUAGUAACAACAGUCUUAAUCCAAACAAUCGUUUCUUUAGCAGCGACAGCAGGAGUUAUGACCAAGAAGAACCACGCCACCAGUCUAAUCUCGCUCCUCGUAGUAGUGCUUUGUUUGAAAGUAGUUACUCAAGACCUAAUCAGUUCAAUAAGAAUAAUGGAAGUCAUAAUGUUCGCCAAGUUACUUUAUCGCCUCGAAGGAUUGAUAACCAAAGAUCUAUGCGGGUGGAUGAAGACAAUAGUCCAGCUUUUACCACUACUAAUGGUGGUGCACCACGGAAUACUCGUUACUUUAAUUGUAAUAGCAAUGAUAAUUCAAAUCUAUCUUCUUUUGAGUUUCCUUCAUGUGGGAAUGCUGCUUCUACAACUUCAUCGUUACGUCGACAUGGUAGUAGCAGCAACGCACAACAGAUUAGUUAUGGUUCUAGACCUUCCCAACCAAUGAAACGUGGAUUUAUUAGUGGUGGAUAUUUAUCAACACAGUCAAAUGAAAUGGAUAACACGGAUGACGACGAUCUUCAAAUAAUCUACGAUUUGAAUCCUAAAGGAAAUUCAUCCCCUCCACCACCACCGCCACCGCUGAAAAAAUACAAAAUUGGACCUGCAUUUCCUGUCCCCUCAAGGCCAGAUAUCGAUGGACGAGAAAGAUCAACAUCUCCAAUGUCGAGCAUGCACCGGAAAUCAUCUGUCAAUUCACCCAGAAAUGAACGUCGAGGAGGGCAAGUUCAAGAGUCGUUUAGUAGCAGAGUUCAACGAAAUCAACGUGAAAUAAGUCCAAUAGAAAGUGUAUUCGUUACUCCGAAUAGUUUUCAGGGAUUUGGAAUCAAUCCUUGUGCAGGGGAUUCCGCUCAUUUUUAUGGGGGUCGUAGAUUUUGAAGCAUUUAAGCGCUCAGUUCCUACUAAUACUUUAUUUCUUUGGCCAUGCGUAUUCUUCAAACUUUUCCAUUUAUCAAUUGUGAAGUUUAUUGUGUUAAACACAAGUUUCUCAAAUAUUACAAUAUUAAAAUAUCCGGUGUUAUCGCUGGCAGUAUGGAUUUAGCCAAAAUUAUUGAGGAUGCUACCCUUCGUUUGUCAGCUAUAUUGAUACUUUAGUAAAUAAAAAGUCUAAAAUUUGCAUUCAUUUUCUUUACUAAUAAGGGUUAAAAUUUGCCUGGAAUAUUUUUGUUUCUGAAGUUUGACUAGGUAUAUGAAUAUACAUCAAUGUUAAAUACACAGAAUAUCUGUGUAAUACGCUAUCGUCUUACAAUUUACAAAAUAAAAGACCAUAUUACUUAACUGUUUUCCACAGUGUUCCUCGUUCUUACCAGUAAUGCUGAAUCUCCGUAAACUUACAGAUAAUCCGUUUUGUGACUGUGACAUAUGCAUUUGAUGCAAUAAAUAAAAUAUUACGCAAUAAGUGAUGCUCAA